Molecule: messenger RNA, 5100 nt
Organism: Plutella xylostella (diamondback moth)
Lineage: Eukaryota; Metazoa; Arthropoda; Insecta; Lepidoptera; Plutellidae
Source: RefSeq, a predicted model, not a curated record
UGCGCAGAUCCGUCGACUACGAAUGCCGACUGCGACUCGCGUGUAGAUAAUUUGUGAAGCGGCGACGGAAAAGGAUGUAUGUAUAUGUACGUCUCGUCUUUCAGUUGACUUUCAUCGUCGUUUUGCAGUGAACGUUUCGCGCGGAUAUUGAUGAAAUUUCCAAUGUCAAGUGUAGUAAAGACGUAGUAAAUUAAAUGCAUAUUUUUCUUGAUCCAAGCAAUUAAUUUCCAAGACAUUCAAAGUUAAUUGUGCUUCGAUUUAAUCAGUUAAAAGUGUGCUAACUUAAAAAUCAGCAUAGCUGAGUGAAUCGCAUCGCGACCAGCGUGGCGCAAUGCAGUGUGUGUUUAUUAGAUGCGGCUAUGAGCAGUGUCUAAGGUUGAUUGGAGGAGACAUUAGUGGAAUCAGUGUUGUUCGCUCCGUGAGUGCGUGGUAACGAUGCUGCCGAUGGUGCAGCCCGAGGGAACCCUCAACUGCGGGGGGCAAGGAGGCGCCGGCACGCCGUCCCCCAACCUGCCGCCCUCCCUCACGUCGCCGGAGUCUGAUGACAUUGAUGAUGUUGUAGUGUCCUUUCUCGAUAUUGAUGUAGCAAUACAGAGAAUCGAAUCCUGUGACCUCCAACUGGGAGACACAUGGAGGGGGAUGCAGAGCAAGAUGAGCGUGACAGCGCAAAAACAGAGAAAAAAACCUGCUGAUCAUAAACCGCAAUCUCAAAUAAACAAGUGUCACAACGAGAAGCGUCGCCGCGAGCUCGAGAACGAGACGAUCAACCAGCUAGAGGAGCUCCUGGGCACGUGCCUGGCGGAGGUGAAGCAGCCGGACAAGAACGGCAUCGUGCGCGAGGCCACGCGCCAGAUCCAGGAGGUGUUGAAGCGCCGCCGCGAGUGCCCCAGCGAGUGCCCCGCGCGGGUGCUGUCGCCGCCGCCGCCGCCGCCGCCGCUGCAGGCCGGGGACGUCAGCUCCACGCAGCCGCAGCCGCCGCUGCAGUACUCUGAGCUCACCACGCUCAUUGAGGCUCUCAAACACUACACGAGUAACCUCGGUUGGGUCCUUCUAGAAAUAAACGCCAAGGGCGAGAUCGAGUGUGUGACUGAGAACAUCAAGGACCUCAUCUACAUCGACCGGGCGGAUUUGUACAAGAAGUCGAUAUUUUCGCUGCUGGACGCGACCGACCAUCCGAAAAUAAGACCGCUCUUGCGCAACAUACAAUCGUUUGGAUGGGGCGCCGGGGACAUUGAUAAGUUCCAAGCUGUGCACGCCAAACUCCAUUUCAAGAAUGCUAAUGGGACCGACAGUGCCGGAUACUGCUCGGCAGUGAUCCACUGCGCGGCCGUGCGCGGCGCGGGCUCGGGCUCCGGCUCCGUCAUGUGCGUCAUCCGGCGCUGCGAGGAAGCGUCGCCCGUCCCGCCGCUCGGCGCCCAGCCGCCGCCGCCCGCCGCCGACAAGAUCCAGGACCACAUCGUGUUCCGCCUCGACCCGGACCUCGUUAUAUUGUCGUGUGAUUUAAGUGGUGUAGAGAACUGUAUAGACGUUCCGUCCGCGUUUGUGGGUAAACGUUACCUGGACUUAGUAGAGAGUGCGGACCGCCACAUCGCGGCGGCGCACCUGACGGAGGCGGCCACGCAGCCCGCGCCGCCCGCCGCCUCCGCGCCCUUCCGCCUGCGCGUGUCGGCGCGGCCGCUGCGCGUGUGCGCCCGCUCGCGCCUGUUCUCCGCCAAGCCCGGCGCCGGCGAGCCCGACUUCAUCAUGUCGGCCCACUCCGUGCUGCCCGACGACGACGAGCCGCGCUCCCCGCCGCCCGCGCCCCCCGCGCCCGUCGGCGGGCCCCUCAUGACCUCCGUCGCCAACGGGGACGCCGCCGAGCGCUACCCGACCCCGCCCGACGCGCACUUCACCUACAACGACUUCGUGGACCUCGAGCAGUGGGCCGCGCCCUUCCAGCUCGCCGACAUGGACGAGUGCAAGGAGCGCCGCGAGCCCGAGCCCGCCUCGCCGCCCGCCGCGCCGCCCGCGCCGCCGCCGCCGCCCGCGCCGCCCGCCGAGGAGCCCAACCGCCUGCGCUCGCUGCUCAGCAAGAAGCCGAGCGGCGACGCGCCCGCCAACAACCGCAUCCUCAAGGACCUGCUGCAGCAGGAGGACGAGGAGGCGUCCAGCAGCGAGAUGUCCGCGCCGCACACGCCCCACACGCCACACACGCCGCACACGCCGCACACGCCGGCCGCCGCGCUGUCGCCGCUGCACGGGCCGCGCGCCGCGCCGCACCCCAUGCCGCAGCAGCAGCCGCAGCCACAGCAGCAGCAUCACGAUAACAACUCGCAUAUGCUGCUAAGGAUACUAAACGAAAAAUCCGACGAGGACGGCGACGAAGCCCGCCGCGACGCGCGCAGCUCGCAGCCCUCUGCGCUGCUGACACAGCUCUUAUCCAGCAACGGGCCGGCCAGCAACGGCCGUGCGCCAGACACCGCGGACAACAGCUAUCUAGAGCGCAUAGCGGGCGUGAAGCGCAAGAUGGAGGAGAGCAAGAUGCCGCCGCAGAAGCGGGCCACGCCUGAGAUGCAACAGGUGUCAUCAAGCGCCGCGCCUGUAGCCUCCUCCUCGUCAGCGACCGCAUCCAGCCCGGGCGGCGGCAUGAGCUCACUCUGCCAGAAGAACCAGAUCCUAGUAUCCCUCCUAGCUCGGCAGCAACAGACGCCGCUGCCGCCGCCCAACACGGGCAUCCAGCGGGGCUUCGGCCCGCGCCCGCGCCAGCCGCCGCCGCCGCCGCAGCACCAUCAGCCGCGGCAUCACGCGCCUCACUCCACGCUCUCUAACAUGCUUUCUGGACACCCAAGACUAAACAACGUGAACGGCGGUCCGGGCGUGUCGCAAGCCAACGUGGAGUGUUCCUCGGCCAGCCUGCAGUCGCACCAAGCGCAUCAGGCGCAGAGCCACUUACAGAUGGUGUUGCAAAGCGGCGGGCGUGCCACGUACCCGCCGCCCUCACCCGCGCCCGCCCCGCAGGCGCCCACGCCGAUACAUUAUGCGAAUACGCCGCCGCCGCAUCAUAUGUAUAACAAUCAGCCUCAAAGCAGCGGCGUGCGACAACAGGGCGGGCAGGAGGUGCCGAGCGACCAGGCGCUGUCGGACAUCCUGGACGAGUUCGUGGACAACAUGCCCGACUCGGACCGCGCCACGUCCGACUUCGCCUCGCUCAUGUCCAUGGACGGGACGCGACAGAUGCGCCCCGACUAUAAUGCGGGUAUGAAGGAAGAGAAUGCUGUGAUCAACGCGAUCAGACAAAGUCUGAUGCAGUGUGAGAAAGUGUCGAAGAGUCCUGUGUCGUCAAGCCCCGGCCCUCCCGUGUAUCCUGUACAAAGUCCAGGAUCAUGCAACAUGGGCGGCGGCAGCAUGUACACGCUCGUGAGCUCGGGCUCCCCCUCGGGCGCGGGGGGCGGCGCGGGCGCGGGGGGCGCGGACGCGGCGCGCGCGCGGGCGCUGGUCGAGCAGCAGCGGGCGCGGCUGCUGCAGAUGCAGAGGUCGCAGCAGAUGCUUGUGUCGCCUGAGGCGGCCGAGAGUCCGCAGGCGGACCUGGGCUCGACGAUCAACGCGCUGGUGUCGGCCACGCCGCCCAACGUCACGCUCACGCGGACCGACUACCAUCACCAUUACCACAAUCAAAUUGGUUCAAAUUAUGGUACAAAUAAAAUCCCCUCCUCUCAGCAAAACCCCAUGCUGAGCCGGCAGCUUAGUACGGGCGGCGGCGGCGGCGGCGGCUACGUGCAGAUGUCGCCGGGCGCGGGCGGGCCGGCCGCGCUGCACACGCCCAUGGCGCACUCCCCCGCGCACCCCGCGCCCCUCCACUCGCCCUACCACCGCCCGCCGAGACCCUCCUUAGUGGGCGGCUACUACGGGGACGGCGGCUACGGCUGCGAGCAGUUCGCGCGGCGCCCGCCCCCGCUCCCCGCGCACCCCGCGCUGCCGCCGCUGCACGACACCCUCGCCUGUAAUGGGGCGAGUGGGUCCGGCGGCGGGACGUCAGAGUACGUCAGAAAUGAGCUGAGAGCCGUGGUUGGUGCUCGCAGCUCGCGGCCUGACUUGCACCAGCAGAUGCAGCCCGAGCUCGACCCGCUACUCAACUUCGACAUGCCCACACCCGGUGGCGAGGGCGGCGGCGGCACGUGGGAGCGGCGGCCCGCGGGGGCGGAGGCGACGCAACGCGCCACGCCCAAUAAUACUACGGCGGAGGGCUCGGCGGCGGCGGCGGCGGCGGCGGCGGGGGCGGGGGGCGGUGAUGAGGCGGCGGCGGGCGGCGCUAAGGCCUCGCUGCUACAGAAGCUGCUGUCGCAGUGACGGCCCGGUGAGCGGCUGCAUUUAUUCCCGGACGCUGCCCGCGAGCCUCCUCGGUGAUGCGUCUACGCGGUACCUCUCUGGCUGUAAACUCACCUCGAUGAGCAUAACAUAUAGUACACGUAUUUAUAACGACGUCUUUAACGUUAGCCGUAGUCCUUUAGUGAUAUUGUCGAGUUGUAAAAAUCUUUUUUAUUAUUAUUGUUAGGUCGUAAUAUAUUUUUGUCUUUAAUUCCCCGUGAACCCGAUAAGUUACAUUUUGUAUGUAUAAAUUUAUUUUUUGUAAUAUUUAAUUGUUUCUAUGCAGUUUUCGAUCAAAUGUAAUCUUCAUUCAUCGAUAUGAAACCAAAUGAAGUUCUUUUGUGUCAUGUACAAUUUCUCAACAGUAUACCUAGUAUGCUGGGUAGCUAUGUGUGCGUUGAAAUGGCCCCUGAAAUAUUAAGAAUAUCGCUUCAAAAAUCUGUUGGUCGAUAAGAUCGCCACAAGAGCUAUUAGGCCGGAUCUAGUAGAUACGAUUGAACACCGUGUUGAGCGCAGGGAGCCCAAUGAUGCAAAGUUUACAAUAGACAUUUAAUUUGUGCAAUAUUGUAUAGAAAUACAUAUUUUGGCGUUGUGAACGUUUUGUAUUAUAAAUGAAGUCAUAUGUUACCUGUUAUGGCAAAGUAAUAUGUAUUAUAGUAGAGUUAAUUUUGACGUGAAUCAGUUUCUUUUAGUGAAGAAAUUGUAUUUUUUCUGUAUAUAAUAUGUUGUUAAAUUAAACUGUUGCUUUAUUGUAAA